AUGGCGGCGGCGGGCCGGGCGCAGCGGCAGGACCGGGCGCGCUUCGUCUACGUGAACCGCUUCGGCUCCCACCAGUGUGGCGGCAUUUUGCAGCUAGGCGGCCACCGGGCUCGGAGCCCUUGGUGCCCAGGGUUCAGGGUCCGCCGCGGCCAGGAGGAGCCGCCGGAAGCGGCGGCGGCGGCGACGGGAGUCCCGGGCUCCGGCGAGCUGCCCCCCAGCUCCCGGGCGGGGGUCCCAGCGGCCCCCGGCGCCGCGGCUGCGGCCUCCGCCUCCUCCCGGCGGCGGGCGUCGAGCGCGCGGAGCGGUCCCGGGCCGGCGGCGCGUGCAGGUUUAAUCCAGAAGGAUGCAGCUAAAAAGUUUGAUUUUCCCAUACCAUUGAAUGAAGCUUCCAAAACAAUGAAAAAAAAGAAAAAGGUUUCAGUAUGGAAUAGAGUAUACAAAGUCAUUUCUAGAAUGCUUGAAGAAAAUGAAAAAUAUAGACUCAGGCUGAAAUGCCAAAGAUUAUCUAGUGAAAGCUCCAGUUAUACAAGAUGAAUCUUCUUAUCAUCU
Messenger RNA from Lemur catta (Ring-tailed lemur), 549 nucleotides. It is a transcript of the gene C5H5orf47, whose product is annotated as chromosome 5 C5orf47 homolog. NCBI's taxonomy places the organism in Eukaryota, Metazoa, Chordata, Mammalia, Primates, Lemuridae. The record is from RefSeq and is a predicted model, not a curated record. The coding region runs from base 1 to 534 and encodes 177 amino acids. The transcript has 4 exons.